AUAAAGGCUUGCCGGGCUCUCUCUCCUGCCUGCGGGCUCAGAGCGGCCGCAGAGGCAAGCGUGGAUCCCUGCGGCCUUCGGCGCAUCUGCCACGAUGAAGCGGGAACUGUGUUCGAGGGCCUUGACUCGCGCCUUCCUGGCUGAAUUAAUUGGCACGACGGUCUUUGUGUUCGUAGGCCUGGGCUCUGCCCUGCCCUGGCCCCUGGCCUCCCCUUCGGUCCUGCAAGUCGCUCUCGCCUUUGGCCUGGCUAUCGGCACCUUGGCCCAAUGCUUGGGCCACGUCAGCGGCGCCCAUCUCAACCCUGCAGUCACCGCUGCGUUCCUGCUGGGCUCUCGCAUCUCCCUUUGCAAAGCUGCUUCCUACGUCCUCGCUCAGCUCCUCGGAGCAGUGGUGGGAGCCGCUCUUCUCUAUGAGUUGACCCCCCGUGAGGUCCACGGAAGCCUGGGGGUCAAUGGGCCCCAGAACACCACGUCGGCAGGACAGGCUGUGACCAUUGAGAUGUUCCUCACACUCCAGCUGGUCCUCUGCGUCUUUGCGUCCACCGACAGCCGCAGGACGGAUGUUGGCUUCCCGGCAUUGUCCAUUGGAUUGUCAGUCACUGCAGGACACCUGAUAGGGAUCUACUACACUGGCUGCUCAAUGAACCCGGCUAGAUCCUUUGGCCCAGCUCUGGUCAUGGGGAACUUUGCUAACCACUGGAUUUUCUGGAUCGGGCCGCUAGCUGGUGCCAUCGUAGCCAUGAUGCUAUACGACUAUCUUUUGUGCCCACGACCCAGGAGCACGGCAGACCGAAUUGCCAUCCUCAGAGGAGACCGUGAUCCUGAGAAAGAAGCAGAGCAUGGACGUCAGAAGAAGCAGUCCUUGAAGACCUACUCUGUUCACACCCUUCCCAAGCUCAUCGACACUGAUGAUAAGGCUUGUGGGUUGGUCUCUUAAAGGGGACAGGCUCAGCCUUCUUGUUUACGCAGUGGGAUGGACGCUGCAGCUAACCUUACGCUCAGGAUCCAGUUCUGUGGACUAGGAAUGCCUCGCCUUUGUCUCACCUCCAAACAGAGGAUUGGGUGGGAGAAAGCACCUUCCUUGCCCAUGUGACUUUUCAAAACGCUGCUUGCUGACAGGCUCUAGCUGUCAGGCUUCAGGGAAUUGCCCCCCCCCCACUCCCCACCCCUUGGCAGUAGAUAAGCAGAACAAAGGAAAAGGAGUCUUCUUACCAGUUAGAACUUUAAUGAUCACAACGAGAGAACAAAGAAUUCCUAGGAAUGACGGUGCUCCCAAUUAAGGGUUAAACCCACUUCCUCCCUACUCAACCACAUCACCACAGUGUCUUGUAACCUGAGCUCAUAACCACUGUGCUUUCUGUGCUGCCACCUUAUCUGCUCUUCUUGACCUUGGGCUGAGCGGAUGGAUGCUUACCAGAGACAGUGAAUCUGUUCACUCUCUCUCUCUCUCCUGGCGCAUCUUCUCUUAGCUGUUCCCCAUCCAGGAUUUCCCAGCUUCUGCCUUCUGAACUAUGCCCCUCUGCAAACCACUGUUCCAAAUCUAUACUGUCCUCCUGCUCCAGGGAAGAUUCAGGAUCGGAGGGAGGGGGGCUCCGAACUAUCCUCAGUGCAGCCCUCCUCAGCACGGUCCCCGACACUAGCAUAGGAAAAUCAUGAUCUCAGGAGGGCAUACCCAGGGGGGUAGCUAGCUGCUCCAGGACCCGGAGCA
Messenger RNA from Podarcis raffonei (Aeolian wall lizard), 1708 nucleotides. Its product is annotated as aquaporin-5-like. Gene Ontology annotation, molecular function: water channel activity. The record is from RefSeq and is a predicted model, not a curated record. Bases 95 to 937 code for a protein of 280 amino acids. Gene Ontology annotation, biological process: transmembrane transport. Lineage: Eukaryota; Metazoa; Chordata; Lepidosauria; Squamata; Lacertidae. The transcript has 4 exons. Gene Ontology annotation, cellular component: apical plasma membrane; plasma membrane.